Molecule: messenger RNA, 349 nt
Organism: Phasianus colchicus (ring-necked pheasant)
Lineage: Eukaryota; Metazoa; Chordata; Aves; Galliformes; Phasianidae
Source: RefSeq, a predicted model, not a curated record
CAGGCAGCUGGAGACCUUUCUGCCCGGGAAGCCCAGGAGGAAGGAGCUCUGCAGGAGCUGUGCAUGGACAUCCUGGGAUCUCUGGACGUCUCUGCGACAGGGAUGUCCAAACUCCUGUGGCCACGGCUGCUGCUGUUCGUGGUGCCAGCCCAGCACACCGGCAUGCUGAUCCCGGUCUCGCGCUGUGUCCGAGCCCUGGCCGAGAGAGAGGAUCUGACAGGACGGCGAGUAGAGGAGCUGGAUCCCCAUUUCCUCAGCUCCAUGUUUCAAGGUAGGAGCAGAAGCUCCGCCAGUGAGCUCUGCUGACCUGUGCUACCACCCAGAAGGGACAGUGGAGCUGCGCAUGGCU